GACACCAAUCACAGAGACCUUGAGAGCAGUCCUUGGUGCAAAGGGAGAGAGAGAGAGAAAAAAAAUAUAUAUAUAAGGGGAACUGCAUAUAGUCCAUUGUUUCUUCUAUUUCCUUCCACGCAGGAACACCCUCCCCAAUAUCCACCUGCACCCAUCUGCUUGUCAUUCAGUAAAAAAAAACGGUAACCAUGCCAUUUAGCAACAGUCACAAUCUGCUGAAGAUGAAAUAUUCAGCCGCAGAAGAAUAUCCGGAUCUGAGCCAGCAUAACAACUACAUGGCUAAGGUCCUCACCAUGGACCUGUAUAACAAAAUGAGAGACAAGCAAACCCCCAGUGGAUACACUCUUGAUGAUAUUAUUCAGACCGGUAUUGACAACCCAGGUCACCCAUUUAUUAUGACUGUAGGCUGUGUUGCUGGUGAUGAAGAAACCUAUGAGGUCUUCAAGGAUCUCCUUGAUCCAGUGAUUCGGGACCGUCAUGGUGGAUACAAACCCACUGACAAGCACAAAACUGAUCUGAACCCUGCGAAUCUCAAGGGUGGAGAUGACCUGGAUUCCAACUACGUGCUGAGUAGCAGAGUGCGGACUGGGCGCAGCAUACGUGGUUUUUGUCUGCCCCCUCACUGCAGUCGAGGAGAACGCCGUGCCAUUGAGAAGCUGAUCGUGGAAGCACUGGGAAGCCUGGAUGGUGAAUUCACUGGAAAAUACUAUGCUCUGAAGAACAUGACUGAUCAGGAGCAGCAGCAGUUAAUUGACGACCACUUUCUGUUUGACAAGCCAGUAUCUCCGCUACUCUUAGCCUCGGGAAUGGCCCGUGACUGGCCUGACGCCAGAGGCAUCUGGCACAAUGAUGAUAAAAGCUUCCUAGUUUGGGUAAACGAAGAGGAUCAUAUCCGAGUCAUCUCCAUGGAGAAAGGUGGAAACAUGAAGGAUGUCUUUAACCGUUUCUGCACUGGGCUGGCAAAGAUUGAAAAUGUCUUCAAAAACAAGAACCAUGCGUUUAUGUGGAAUGAGCAUCUUGGUUACGUUCUGACGUGCCCCUCGAACCUGGGAACAGGUCUCCGUGCUGGGGUCCACAUCAAACUCCCCAAUCUCAGCAAGAAUGACAAAUUCGGUGAUAUCCUGAAGCGACUCAGGCUGCAGAAACGUGGCACAGGUGGUGUUGACACUGCUGCCGUUGGCGGUGUUUUCGAUGUCUCCAAUGCUGACCGUCUGGGCUUCUCUGAAGUUGAACUGGUUCAAAUGGUGGUCGACGGCUUGAAGCUGCUGAUUGAAAUGGAGAAACGCCUUGAAAAGGGCCAGUCCAUUGAUGAUCUCAUCCCAGCUCCGAAGUAAAGUCACUUUAUCGCACAACUUCUAAUCUAUUCACUGGAUAUAUUAUAAAAUUAUAAAAACCUCAAGAUGCCAGUCUAGGUUGGACAAAAAAGUCCUAAUGUACAAGUGUCACACAUACUAUCUGUAGCAAACUUCUUCCAUAAGUGUAGUAGAAAUUAAUUCUGGAAGUUUUGAUCAUUGCAUUGUUCUUGCUCGUGAUGGAUUUAACAAAAAACGAAUAAACAUACUUUGGUCCCUA
Molecule: messenger RNA, 1572 nt
Organism: Callorhinchus milii (elephant shark)
Lineage: Eukaryota; Metazoa; Chordata; Chondrichthyes; Chimaeriformes; Callorhinchidae
Gene: ckba
Product: creatine kinase, brain a
Exons: 8
Coding region: 189-1334 (381 amino acids)
Biological process (GO): phosphocreatine biosynthetic process
Molecular function (GO): creatine kinase activity
Source: RefSeq, a predicted model, not a curated record